Saccostrea echinata is the source of this 993-nucleotide messenger RNA. RefSeq lists its product as uncharacterized. The record is from RefSeq and is a predicted model, not a curated record. The coding region runs from base 4 to 870 and encodes 288 amino acids. NCBI's taxonomy places the organism in Eukaryota, Metazoa, Mollusca, Bivalvia, Ostreida, Ostreidae. The transcript has a single exon.
GAUAUGGCACAACAAAAAGAUGUGCGGAGAUCUAGCAGUUUAGAUGAAGAAGAUAAGUCAAAACAUGCCAAACUGUUUUCAGAAUUCAAGGCCGAGGAAUCAGCAUCGGAAAUCGUCUCAGUUAAUCCAUUCGAGUCCUGGGUCGCCCCUGUCGCAGCCCGAAAGGUAGUUCUGUACAAUGACAAUGGCGAGAGCGUUAGAGACAUUGAAGUUAGUUUUAAAGUCCAGUGUUUUGGUGUCUUUGAUAGAAAGAACUUCAUUUUGAGUGAUUACAGUGGAAAGUGUAUCUAUAAAUUGUCGCAUGAAGGAGAACUUACGAAACUUGUCAGUACCUCUCCUUUUAGUCCUAAUGGCAUCCGAGUAUUUUCAAAUGAUCAAGGAUUUGUCGUCUGCAUGGUAGGCACCAGUGGUGGGAAAGUUGUGCGUUACACGCAUGAUGGAAAAUCCCGAACGAAGACGUAUCAAAAGGAUGAACGUGGUCACCCUCUCUUUAAAUUCCCUCGAAGAGUCGUGGAUAACCUAAAUGAAGAUCUCAUAGUCGUAGACAUCAUGUUCAGAUCUGUCAUCUGCGUCAACAAAGAGGGAAACCUUCGCUGGAUUUACAAAGGAUCCCUCGAAAGCCGAAAAAAUGGGAUCGAAUUCGAUCCCUGGGAUCUUGCAGCAAAUUCAAAAGAAGAAAUUAUCGUAUCAAACACUAAGCCGAACACCAUUGAUGUUCUUAGCAAGGACGGGUUAUUUUUAAUGUAUGUAGUGACUAAAAUAGAUGGUAUAUCUAAUCCACUAGGAAUUUGUGUAGAUAGUGAGGGAAAACUCUGGGUGGGACAGGCAUCUGGAAAGGUUUGCAUCUACAAUUAUUUGAAUGAGAGCUGAGGGUCACUUUAUAGCUUAGCGAUCCCUUGUUUCAAAGACUACAACUAUUUUCUUUUUCUGGCGAUUUUAAGAAUACAAUGUAUUACUGCAGUAAAUGCUUGAUUCAUUAUUAUUUAUUUUAAA